This is a messenger RNA of Panicum hallii, 1831 nucleotides long. Its product is annotated as enolase 1, chloroplastic. NCBI's taxonomy places the organism in Eukaryota, Viridiplantae, Streptophyta, Magnoliopsida, Poales, Poaceae. Gene Ontology annotation, molecular function: phosphopyruvate hydratase activity; magnesium ion binding. Gene Ontology annotation, cellular component: phosphopyruvate hydratase complex. The coding region runs from base 137 to 1567 and encodes 476 amino acids. The transcript has 7 exons. The record is from RefSeq and is a predicted model, not a curated record. Gene Ontology annotation, biological process: glycolytic process.
ACCCCUCGCCACCUCGCCGCCUCCGCCCACCCAACAGCCGCGACGACCUCCCCCACGCCGCCGCCGUCACCGCCGCCAUAUAAACAAAACCCCGCCGCCUCCUACGCCCCGCCUCGGCAUCCUCCGCCUCGGACGCAUGGCCCACCCUCACCUCCUCCUCCCGUCCCCCAAGCCCCUCCUCCCAGCCGCCGCCAAUCCGUCGCGCCGCGCCGUCGCCGUCCGCGCGGCGCUCUCCACCGCUUCGACGCCCGCCAAGGCGGCGGCGGGCGCGGAGGCGGUGCGAUCGAUCCGCGCGCGGCAGAUCGUGGACAGCCGCGGGAACCCCACCGUCGAGGUCGAUCUCGUCUCCGGCGACGGCCGCCUCCACCGCUCCGCGGUGCCCAGCGGGGCGUCCACGGGGAUCUACGAGGCGCUCGAGCUCCGCGAUGGGGACAAGGCCGUGUAUGGCGGGAAGGGCGUGCUCCAAGCCGUGCGCAACAUCAACGAGAUCAUCGCGCCCAAGCUCGUCGGCGUUGAUGUGAGGAACCAGAGCGAUGUUGAUGCAAUCAUGCUAGACAUUGAUGGAACUCCAAAUAAAUCAAAGCUGGGUGCCAAUGCUAUUCUUGGAGUCUCCUUAAGUGUAUGCAGGGCAGGCGCUGGUGCUAAGGGAGUUCCUCUGUAUAAACAUGUUCAAGAGCUAGCAGGAAUUAAGGAGCUUGUAAUGCCUGUCCCAGCUUUCAAUGUAAUAAAUGGAGGUAGCCAUGCUGGCAACAAUCUAGCCAUGCAGGAGUUCAUGCUUUUACCCGUUGGAGCAACUUCAUUUGCUGAGGCUUUUCGGAUGGGGAGUGAAGUUUACCAUGCCCUGAAGGGCAUUAUUAAGGCAAAAUAUGGACAAGAUGCAUGCAAUGUUGGAGAUGAAGGUGGCUUUGCUCCUAAUGUUCAAGACAACAGAGAGGGCCUUGUCUUGCUUAUGGAUGCCAUUGAGAAGGCAGGCUAUACUGGAAAGAUAAAAAUUGGAAUGGAUGUUGCGGCGUCAGAAUUUCUUACGAAGGAUGGAAGCUAUGACCUGAACUUCAAGAAUCAGCCUAAUGAUGGAGCCCAUGUUCUUUCAGCCCAGCGUCUGGGUGAGCUGUACAGAGAUUUCGUCAAGGACUUCCCUAUUGUAUCAAUUGAGGACCCUUUUGAUCAAGAUGACUGGAGCUCAUGGGCUUCAUUGCAGUCCUCAGUUGAUAUCCAAAUUGUUGGUGAUGAUUUACUUGUCACAAACCCAAAACGUAUAGCGGAGGCUAUUGACAGGAAGGCUUGCAAUGCUCUAUUGCUGAAGGUGAACCAGAUUGGUUCUGUCACUGAAUCAAUUCAAGCUGCUCUUGAUUCAAAAGCUGCUGGCUGGGGUGUGAUGGUCAGCCACAGAAGUGGUGAAACAGAAGAUAACUUCAUCGCAGACCUGGCUGUUGGCUUAGCUAGUGGGCAGAUUAAAACAGGUGCUCCUUGCCGCAGCGAGAGGCUGGCAAAAUACAAUCAGCUUCUGCGGAUCGAAGAGGAGCUAGGCAACGUGCGCUACGCUGGGGAAGCAUUCAGGUCGCCAUAAGAACUAUACAUGCUUCAGAAUGUAGUAGAGCGUAAAUUGGCUGUACUGUCGAGUAGAAAUAAAAGCACUAGACGGUUGCAAGUUAUGCCGUUCAUCCAUGAUCCAUGUACGAUGCACCACGAGUCAUCCCAGUUUUCUUGCGGGGUUAUUAUCUCUAUAUGCACCUUAACUUCUGCACUGGCAUCAACUACAAAAACGCACCAUAUGAAUUCCACAAGUGCAUCUUAUUUGCACGCAAAGGCUGGUUAAGUGCAUUUCAGUUUU